Messenger RNA from Penaeus monodon (black tiger shrimp), 777 nucleotides. Its product is annotated as enterochelin esterase-like. Lineage: Eukaryota; Metazoa; Arthropoda; Malacostraca; Decapoda; Penaeidae. The record is from RefSeq and is a predicted model, not a curated record. The coding region runs from base 1 to 777 and encodes 258 amino acids. The transcript has a single exon.
AUGCCGAAAGAUGGCAUCCCGAGAGGGAAAGUGACGCAGUAUGAGUGGGUGAGCGAGAUUUUCCCCGGAACAAUUCGUGACUAUUGGGUUUAUGUCCCGGCGCAAUACGACGCGAAAUCCCCGGCAGCUGUGUUGAUUUGUCAGGAUGGCGGCGGAUUCGUCCGCGAGAACGGUCCUUUUCGUGCUCCAACAGUUCUCGACAAUCUGAUUCAUGCCGGGGACAUUCCCGUUACCAUCGGUAUUUUCAUCAAUCCCGGAGUCGUGCCCCCGGCAAAAGAGGGACAGCAGCCACGAAAGAACCGUAGUUUCGAAUACGACACUCUCAGCGAUCAGUACGCACGUUUUUUACUCGAAGAAAUUUUACCGGAGGUAGGCAAGGAAUACCGACUUUCCAACGACCCCGACCAGCGUGUGAUCUGCGGGAACAGUUCAGGCGGAAUCUGUGCCUUCACCGCAGCCUGGGAACGACCUGAUGCGUUUCGCAAAGUGAUCAGCCACAUCGGCAGUUUCACCAACAUUCGCGGCGGUCAUGUUUACCCGGCGCUGAUUCGAAAAACUGAUCCAAAACCUCUCCGCGUUUUCCUUCAAGAAGGCGAAAACGACCUCGACAACCUCCACGGCAACUGGCCACUCGCGAAUGAGCAGAUGGCCGCCGCGCUCAAGUUCUCCAACUACGAUUAUAAGUUCGUGAUGGGAAUCGGUCGCCACAGUGCAAGGCAUGGAGGCGCGAUUUUUCCGGAUACCCUGCGAUGGAUUUGGCGGGGGUGGAAAGAGUGA